This is a messenger RNA of Solea senegalensis (Senegalese sole), 1443 nucleotides long. It is a transcript of the gene tafa4b, whose product is annotated as TAFA chemokine like family member 4b. The transcript has 5 exons. NCBI's taxonomy places the organism in Eukaryota, Metazoa, Chordata, Actinopteri, Pleuronectiformes, Soleidae. Gene Ontology annotation, molecular function: receptor ligand activity. The record is from RefSeq and is a predicted model, not a curated record. The coding region runs from base 136 to 543 and encodes 135 amino acids.
UUCUUCUGUUUGAGGAGAGGAAGAGGAGGAGGAAGAGGAGGAGAGAGGAGUCGCCAUGACCUGUUCUCCGCUCCGUCCAUAGAGCAGCUGGUCAGUGGAAGACGCGUCAGAAAAGACAGCAGAGACGACGGCAGGAUGAAACUGUGGGGGAGGUCAGCGUGGCCUUUGCAGGUGGCCUUACUCGUUGCCGUGGUGACGCUCUGCGUUGACCUGGUGUCUGCCGGCGGCCGUAACCACCGGGGACAGACAGUGUCGUACCAGGUGAAGCAGGGGACGUGUGAAGUGGUGGCCGUCCAUCGCUGCUGUAAUAAGAAUAAGAUUGAGGAGCGCUCUCAAACUGUCAAGUGUUCCUGUUUCCCGGGGCAGGUCGCCGGCACCACCAGAGCCAGACCUUCAUGUGUGGAAGCCUCCAUCGUAGCUCAGAAGUGGUGGUGCCAGAUGCACCCGUGUAUGGACGGGGAGGAGUGUAAGGUCCUGCCUGACCUGACUGGCUGGUCCUGCAGCACUGGCAACAAAGUCAAAACCACCAAGGUCACACGAUAGCAAGAGAGCCACCGAGCCUGAAACCUGAAACUCUCCAUGUGGAAAGGAAGGAUGACUCAUACACUUAGAGUGUGCGACGAGGGGAAAAUAUCACAGGGAAGGAACCACUGUCAGACGAUCCAUCACAAAACAAUGGGAUACAAAUGUGCUCAUCACAAACUGUGUACACUCGGAACACAAACCAAUGGACUACAAUAAUGGACACCCAGGGUACGUCCGGACACAAAAUGGAGUCUACGACGGACAACGUGUGACUCAAAAAAAAUGGAUUUAAAACAUUUCAAAGUAUAUAUUUCAACAAAGCAUUUGUGAAUGAACGCUGCGUUCAGAGUUGAUGCUGGAGGACAAAAAUGAUGAAACGCGAUAGCAGCUCAUAAACUAGCAAAUUAGCGUCCGAUUGCUCGUGUGGGUCAAGUUGCACACCAUGGAGACUGUUCCAAUUAGGGACUGCAGCGUAGGAUCACAACAGCGUAUUAAAAAUUCAUGUAUGAUAUUUGCACUAGUUGAAGCCGUUUGGGAAUGUUUUGUUUUUCUAGAUUAUCUCCCAUCUUUUGCUGUGGAUGUCACAUCAAGCUGAAGCUGAGCAUUUUGUAAAAUGUCUGACCGGACGUAGAUAAGUAUAUAUAUGUACACACAUACAUAUAUCUAUGUAGAAAACAUUGCCCCACGUUUCCUCAGUAGUUAUUGGUUAAAAUGGCUCUGGUGAUUGAGCCUCACUCACAUACAGCUUGGUACAAUAUGAACUCUGGAAAAAGAAAAAAAGUGUGAUUCAUCCGUCUCAUUUUUGACCAGGAACGUUUUCAAGCUCAGCCUUCCAACUUAUAUCUCUUUCAUGGAUUAUAAUCUGUGACAUCUCUUAUGUUCACUGUUAAAACGAGGCCCAUAAAAUGUUCAAACACA